CUGGCACAGCGCCCACUCAAUCCUGAUGUCUGGGCAGAACUCACCGUUGCCGUAGCAACCACACAAUGACCGACACGACCUCGACCGCCCCGGAGGACACACAGGCUGUUGCCACGGCAACCCAGACUCCUGCCGACAAGCAGCUGUACCCAGCCGUUGCCAUGUACGGCCCCUGCAACGUGUUUGACCUUCAGCCCGGAAAGGUCAAGUUCUGGUGCCGCUGCGGACUCAGCAAGAAGCAACCCUGGUGCGAUGGUUCUCACAAGGGGACAGGUAUGACCCCCCUGCGGUGGAUGGUACCCCCCAAGCCCCAGAGACUCUACGCCCUCUGUGCCUGCAAGUACACUGCAGACCCCCCCUUCUGCGACGCGACGCACACCAACCUCCCCUGCGAGGUACUGCAGCGGCAGGGGGCGUGCAUGCACAAGGACGGACACGACAAAGCCACAAAACUCUGCACCGGGUGUGGCUGGGUUCCGGACUUCUGACAGGACAC
Molecule: messenger RNA, 496 nt
Organism: Branchiostoma floridae (Florida lancelet)
Lineage: Eukaryota; Metazoa; Chordata; Leptocardii; Amphioxiformes; Branchiostomatidae
Product: CDGSH iron-sulfur domain-containing protein 3, mitochondrial-like
Exons: 3
Coding region: 66-488 (140 amino acids)
Cellular component (GO): intracellular membrane-bounded organelle
Molecular function (GO): 2 iron, 2 sulfur cluster binding
Source: RefSeq, a predicted model, not a curated record